AACAUCGGCUAACAUCGGGAAACUUCGUAAUGUGGGAAUUCCCCCUAAUCAUGACGCAAUUUCGGUAUGAGUUAUCGCCCGUAGGGGAAACCCCGAUUGUAAACAAAUGGCGAUCGCGACUGUUCGUUAUUUGCGCGGCCGUUUUAAGAAAAUCUCGUCAAAAUUACUGUCAGGGGAUUUCAAGUGUUUGUAAUCAUUAUUACAGCGGUGGACAUGUGUGUUAAAGGGGAAUGAAUUCGUGAAAGUAGAGAUUGUCCUCUUAUUAACCACGUGAAGCUAGAAAGAAGUCAGCCACAACAAUGGAUCACUAUCUGCACCAUUCGGAUGGUGAUGAUUUAGACAAACUCAUAAACAAAUUUGAACUUGAAAACCAGAAUUGUGUUCGACUUAUACAGAAAGAAAGCCAACACAUAGAAGCACUAGAGAAGGAUAUAAGGGAAGGGAAGUCCAUAAUCAUAGAUCUACAGGAAAAGACAUCCCAGCUUGAUGAGGAUAUCAAACAAGGUCACCGACAGUAUACAUGUAACCGUGACAACUGUGAGAGUUUGAAGAAGACCCUGGUUGUGUUGAAAGAACAUGAUGAAGCUCUGGAUAGACAGCUUACAGCUCUGGAAGAAUCAUCUCAACAGGACAGGAAUGGACGCUUGGAGAUCCUGAAGCAUUACACAGAUGUAUGGGAAAACUACCAAGGCAAAUACAAGAUGUUUCCUCUGGCAAAGUCUCUAGAGGAAAAGCAAAAAGACGUUUCUUCCUUAGAAAAACGGCUCCAAGAUAUGGAAUCCCAAAUAAAUCACUUGCAUACACAAAUGAAUGAAAUCAAUGAAUCGACUGGUGAUGAACUCAAAGACCUGAACAAGUUUAUUGUAUCUGUAGCAGCAGUAAAAUUGUCAACUGAAUCAAUGUCAUGUCAGAUCAAACAGAUGAUGGAGGCUAGGGGGCAGAUAAAGGAUCAGAUAAGACAUGAAAAAGAAGGAAGGCAAGAAAGAGAAGCACAAAUGCUAGCGGCGGUGAAUGCUAGAGAGGAAAUCAUCCGUUCUGAAGCAAGCUUAAUAAAGUCAUCUCCCCAAGAUCAUAUUCAACCUCGUAUGAACCAAGAUCAUGUUGAGCCCAAAGCAAAUCAAGGCCAUAUUCAGCCCCAUGGUAGCCCAGAACCUGUUCAAGCCCAUGGAAGGCCAGAGCAGGCUCAGCCCCACUUGAGUCCAGAACUUGUUCAGCCUUGUGCAAGUCCUGAGUAUGUUCAGCCCUGUUUGAGUACAGAGCAAGCUCAACCUCAUCCGAACCCAGAGAAUGUACAGCCUUGUAUGGAUAUACAGGAGAGUGAUGGAGAUGGAAGCUCUGUGUUAAUAAAUAUGUUUAGUGAAAAACAAGAUGAUGUGGACACUGAGCGAGACAUGGAGACAAAUGUGAAGUCGUCUUUACAGUCUACAAUCUGUCACCCAUUAAUGGCCCUCCCUCAAAACUUGUCAUCCUUACAGUCUUGUCCCCAGACACUGCCACAUCAAAGUCAGCAAAGACAAGCUUAUCAGGGGCAACGACAACCACAACAGUGUGUACUGCUACCACAGGGUCAAUAUCAGCCCCAACCUGUUCAACAACUACAACAACAACAACAACAACAACAGGUGCAACGACAGCAACUACAGGUACACCAACAACAGCGGCAGUCACAACAAGUACAACAUCAACAGGUCCAAGAACAACUACAACAGGAACAACAACAGCAUGUGCAACGACAGCCACUUCAGGUACACCAACAACAGCGGCAGUCACAACAAGUACAACAACAUCAACAGGUCCAAGAACAACUACAACAGGUGCAACGACAGCCACUUCAGGUACAUCAACAACAGCGGCAGUCACAACAAGUACAACAACAUCAACAGGUCCAAGAACAACUACAACAGGAACAACAGCAGCAGGUGCAAGGGCAAUCAUAUCCGAUGGCUCAACCAACUGCUUCAGGUCUCAACCACGUAUCAGCACCAAACUUUGAUCAAAUGUCAGUGCCAAGAGCUGCAAGCAUCAACCAAAUGCCAGCACUCAAGACUUCAAACUACAAUCAAAUCUUUGAACCAAGAGUUACAAGCAUCAGCCAGAUGCCAGCCCCUAAGACCCCAAAUCUCAGCAGAAUAUCAAUGCCAGCAGCUCCAAUCAUCAACCAAAUGUCAGCCCCUAGAACUCCAAAUUUCAAUCAAGUAUCUGCACCAAGAGCUCCAAGCAUCAACCAAAUGUCAGCCCCUAGGACUCCGAAUUUCAAUCAAGUAUCUGCACCAAGAGCUCCAAGCAUCAACCAAAUGUCAGCCCCUAGAACUCCAAAUUUCAAUCAAGUAUCUGCACCUAGAGCUCCAAUCAUCAACCAAAUGUCAGCCCCUAGAACUCCGAAUUUCAAUCAAGUAUCUGCACCUAGAGCUCCAAGCAUCAACCAAAUGUCAGCCUCUAGAAGUUUAAACCAAAAACCUUCAUCAAGAGUUUCAAGCAUUAGCCAAAUGUCAGCUCCAAGGACUCCAAUCUUGGAUAAGAUAUCUGCACAAAGAGCUCCAAGUAUCAGUCAAAUGUCAGCACCUAAGACUCAAAACUUUGGUCAAAUGCUGAUAUCGCAAAGAUUGCCUACUCAGAACCAGAUAACAUUACCACAAAAGGAACUAAAUAAUGUCUCAACUUCAUCCUCUUCCUUGUCAGGUCAAGCUGCUGUCUGCUCUACACAGCCAACGAAAGCAACAAGACAAACAGACACUGUACAACAUUGUCCAAAAACACCACCUUCAUCAGGGAUGGGUCAUGAUGCAAUGGAUCGAAGUCCAUUUGAUUUUGAGAAACAUCAGCAAAACCUCAAGCUUCUCUCCAAGUCUCCUGGACCUAUAUCUUACUCUACAAGGACAAUGUUCUCUGAAAACCAGGAUGAUCCUCAAGGUAGUGUUGGAAGUUUCCUGAACCCGUUUAUAGGAGAGGCUUCCAACUUGUUUGGGGAGAGAAAUACCGGUGGUUUUGAGACUGGACAAGCCAUGAGUUUGUUUGGGGAGAGAAAUACUGGUGGUUUUGAGACUGGACAAGCCAUGAGUUUGUUUGGAAAUGACAAGCCAAAUAAUCUGUUUGGUAACGAAGGCACAACUUCUACAGGCCCAGGGAAUCAGUCAGGUAGUGGAGGGGAGAGCCUCAUGUCACUGUUUGGGGGCGGUGACCAGACUUCUUCAAAUCUGGGGAGCCAGGAGCAGGAGACAAGCUUUUCCUUUAACUUUGGCACCGACAAGGGUGGGGAUAGCCUUAUGUCUCUGUUUGGGGGAGGAUCAGACAACGCCAAUCAAGGCAACAACACAAAAGAAACAAGCUUCUCCAUGAAUUUUGGUGGAGGAUCCAACACCACAGACAGCCCGCGAGGUUUCAGUCUUUUUUAAAAGAAAUUGACAGUCUUAGCAAAUAUAUUGUGAAUACAAGUUUUUAUGAAGUGAUAUAAUUUGUGUUGUGUUUGGCCUUUGUUUUGCAACUUAAGAUUGAUGGAUAGUAUUUGGAAUUCAUAUUGAUUCAAAUGAAAAAGACAGAACUUAAUUUAUAACAAUGUUGUCAUAAAUUUGUAUGUGUGAUAUGUGCUCGUUAAUUCUACCAUUUGUUACACCAUUUAUAAUUUACAAGUUAUA
This is a messenger RNA of Mizuhopecten yessoensis (Yesso scallop), 3632 nucleotides long. RefSeq names its product histone-lysine N-methyltransferase 2D-like. Gene Ontology annotation, biological process: spermatogenesis; homologous chromosome pairing at meiosis; meiotic DNA double-strand break processing involved in reciprocal meiotic recombination. The transcript is spliced from 17 exons. The record is from RefSeq and is a predicted model, not a curated record. Gene Ontology annotation, cellular component: central element. Bases 300 to 3392 code for a protein of 1030 amino acids. NCBI's taxonomy places the organism in Eukaryota, Metazoa, Mollusca, Bivalvia, Pectinida, Pectinidae.